This is a messenger RNA of Sitodiplosis mosellana (orange wheat blossom midge), 3366 nucleotides long. RefSeq names its product ATP-dependent DNA helicase DDX11. The coding region runs from base 94 to 2814 and encodes 906 amino acids. The record is from RefSeq and is a predicted model, not a curated record. NCBI's taxonomy places the organism in Eukaryota, Metazoa, Arthropoda, Insecta, Diptera, Cecidomyiidae. Gene Ontology annotation, molecular function: DNA helicase activity; ATP binding; hydrolase activity, acting on acid anhydrides, in phosphorus-containing anhydrides. The transcript is spliced from 5 exons. Gene Ontology annotation, cellular component: nucleus. Gene Ontology annotation, biological process: establishment of sister chromatid cohesion; nucleobase-containing compound metabolic process.
AGGCGCGAAAUGUCAAUUCCAUGGAAAACUUAACCUCACAAUAGUGUGAAUGUAAACAAAAUUUGUGAUCGUCUGUAAGUGUAUCGUUUUAAAAUGUUUGUUAGAACACGACCGGCUUGUUGUCCGGAUUCGUUUCCGUUUCCAUUCACACCUUAUUCUAUCCAAGACCAAUUUAUGCGGGCAUUGUAUUCAGUCAUUGAAAAUCACAAAAUUGGUAUAUUUGAAUCGCCCACCGGCACUGGAAAAACACUGACUUUGAUGUGCAGUGCUCUCAAGUGGCUAUCAGAUCACGAUGAACUCAACCGGGUGGACUUGAUGGAAAAAAUCCGUGAAAUGGAGAAGAAUAUCAAAGCCAACGAAUUGGAAAAUGCCAAAAGCAAUGAUUGGUUGAGCGGUCAAUAUGAUUUACUACAGCAAAAAAAGCAGUUGAAUACGCUUUUGGAGCAAUUGAAGGCAAUGGACGAAUAUGAUCAAAAAGUCACUGAAAUGCGAAAAAAGUGGAAGAAUCAACAGAAGGCACAGUCAGUUAGGAAGUUCAAAGAGGCACACGCAAACGAACUCCUAGAAAACACCAAGAAUGAGGCCAAGCCGGUUGAUAAUGAUGAUGAAUUGGUGAUCGAAGACAAGGACGAUGAAGAUGAACAAGAUGACAUUGAAGAUGUGAUUGAAAAUCAGUUUCACAAUACGAAAAUUUAUUUCUGUAGCCGAACACAUUCGCAAUUAUCACAAGUGGUGAACGAACUGAAAAAGACCGUUUAUGGUAACGCCAUUCGAAUCAUUCAAUUGGCAUCACGUCAACAGCUCUGUAUCAAUCCCGAAGUGAGAGCAUUAAAAUCAAAUGCCUUGAUCAAUGAACGCUGCCUGGAAAUGAAGAAAGGAAAAUCAAAACAAACCUGUUGCCAAUCGACACACACGGAUCAAGAAGGUCGUGCCACAAAGAAAUCGAAAAUUGUGAAAACGAAAAGCACUUCAUGCCCAUUCUAUGCUCAAGCAUCCAUUGAAAAUGUAUCGCGUGCCGCACUCUAUAAUACUGAAUCGAUUAUGGAUAUUGAGGACUUGAUUCAAACGGCUAAAACUGAAAAAGGAUGCCCAUAUUAUGCAGCCCGAGCGGCAGCAAAAGAUGCACAGGUUGUAAUGCUGCCGUAUCAAAUGCUGUUGCAUCGAAAAACUCGCGAACAAUUGGACAUUCAGAUCAAAGAUAGCGUUAUCAUCAUAGAUGAAGCCCAUAAUCUGAUCGAUACGAUCGCCAGCAUUCACAGUGCUGAAAUCACUGCUGACCAAUUGCAACGCGUACAUAAACAGUUGAUUGCCUACAAAACGAAAUAUCUCGAUAGAUUCAGUACAAAAAACCUGCUCCGUUUAAAUCAAUUGAUUUCUGUGGCCAAUCGAUUCAUGAAAUUGAUUAUGAAAUCACCAAAUGAAUCAUCGAAAUCAACUCAAGCCGAGCUGCAGGCUGAAUUCUCAUCUGAAAUGGUGCUUACACAUGAUCUCCUCGAUGAAGUGAACAUUUCAUACGGAAAUUUGUUCGAAAUCAUUAAAUUUUGUGAAGAAACCCGCUUAGCCCAAAAAAUUGGUGGAUUUGCCUUGCGGUACGCUAAUUUGGAUGUGAAGCCAGCUGUGUCUGCACCACAAGAACCCCCCCAUUUGUCGUAUCUUCAACAGCUCUCCGAUAAACGAUCGAAUAAGCCAAAAUCAAAGGCAAUUGAAGAUGUACCAGUUGAGCCAAAAAAACCAGAUGACAACACAAAUCGGCUGGGGUCAGCAUCUGUGAUUCGUUUAUUUCUAAGUUUUCUCGAAACGUUACUGGAAAAGUCAACCGAUGGCCGCAUCUUAUUGUCAAAACAUCGUACCAUUCAAUCAAAGUCAUUCAUCAAGUAUUUGCUAUUGAAUGCAAGCGAACCAUUUGCAGCACUGCUGAAUGAAUGCCGGUCGAUUAUUGUGGCUGGUGGAACGAUGCAGCCGACAACUGAAUUCACGACGCAGCUUUUCGAAAACUUCAAAGAACGAACCGAAGAACACUUCUAUGGACAUGUCGUUGCCGCUGAAGCCAUUUUACCAAUUGUCGUCAAUAAGGGACCUAGAAACUCACCAUUUUUAUUCAACUAUGCAAAUCGAGGAAAUAACGAAAUGAUGUCUGACCUGGCAAUGGCAAUUCAGAACAUUUGCAACGUGGUUCCAGCCGGUAUUGUCUGUUUCUUUACCUCGUAUCUUCACCUGGACAACUUUUACAAUCACCUGGUUCAGUCAAAGGCAAUCGAAAAGAUACAGCAAAAGAAGAAACUAUUCAAAGAGCCGCGAUCGGGUGGUCAACAAACGGAAAAAAUUCUGUCGGACUAUGCAAAAGCGGUGAAAGCAGGCACCAAGUGCAUGGAAGCAGGAGCACAAACAGGCGCAUUAUUGAUGAGCGUCGUAGGUGGAAAGCUGAGUGAAGGUUUGAACUUCUCAGAUGAUUUGGGACGUUGCGUUUGUGUCGUUGGAUUGCCAUUUCCCAACAAAAACAAUCCAGAACUCGCUGAAAAGAUGAAAUAUUUGGAUAAAGUUUGCGCUGAGAAAAGAAUGGAUUCAAGUGUAGCAUUUUCAAGUAGCGAAUACUAUGAAAAUUUGUGCAUGAAAGCCGUGAAUCAAUGUAUUGGUCGAGCAAUUCGGCACAUCAAUGACUAUGCAACUGUCCUAUUGAUUGAUGAGCGUUAUCAACAAGAGCGUAUCAAGAGAAAACUUCCCAAUUGGAUACAAAUUUCAUUGCGAGCACCAAACAAUUAUGGCGGUGUGCAGGGCUCACUUGUUAAGUUCUUCAAGGAGAAAAAGAAUAAAUAAUUCCUGUCGCUUGAUUUAAUCAAUUUUAUGAUAAAUACUCAGUAUAUAUGUACCCUAUACCGUCUUUUUAUGUAAACCAGACAAAUAAAACGCAAAUAGAUUUAUUUUUAUCCAGUAAAUUAUGGCUUUUGGGCAUCUUUAUUACAAUUUAGAAUAAUAAGUAAGGAAAACGUACUGAAUUUCAUGUUUCAAAUGCAAAAAGACAUUGUUUGUUGACUUAGCCGCUAUAUUUUUUUUCAUUAUAAUUGUACAAAUAGAAAAAUUUCGCUCAGAUGUAUCAAAAUCAAGUUUUGAUACACCAACAGCGCUUCCGUCUCAUUAUUAUUUUCUGUAACACAUCUGCAAAGAAUAUCUAAAAAAAAAAUGUAAACAAAUUAAUAUCAAUUUUAGUGUUUUGUUUCAGUGAAUUUUAAUCUUAUCGUAUAUAAUAAAACCAUAGUUUUGUCGAUCCAAUUUUUAAGUUUGAUACAAUCUUCAUUUUUUGUAUAAAUUUCACAUCAACAUCAACGUAAAUAAAAUUUCAAGUUUUCUUUUGUUCUUGUUGGAGACAAA